AUGGCCACGCUAGAGACGCUGCCCAUUCUUAGUGACCCAACCUACCCUAGUCCAGAGAGUUUCCCCAGCUUUGCUCCCCGACCAUCCCAGCUCCUCCCCCAGCGCGCCAUGGGGAGCGUGGGCAGCGGUGUUGCCAAUGACCAAGAGUUCGCCAUGAAGAGCGUGGGGACCCGGACGCAGAGCAGCAGCCGGCAGCUGGAGGGCUCUCGCAACGGCUACUCCACGCGGGAGAUCUCCAACCGCUACUCGGGCGAGGAGAAGACCUACAAGUCGGAGAAGGUCUCCAAUUCCCUCUACAUCAACGGCGACUUGCGGAAGAGCGAGAAGGUGAAGAUGGACAUCUGUGGGAACGUGACCACCAACAACGAGAAGAACAUGCCGCCGCCUCCCCAGUACCGAGAGCCCAAUAACCCACCAAAGAUAUUGCCGAUCUCCGGCAAACUGGACCAGAGCAAUGAGCCCUUAGUUAGACCCUCAGCCUUUAAACCAGUAGUUCCUAAAAACUUCCAUUCCAUGCAGAACCUCUGCCCGCCGCAGAGCAACGGAGUGACAGAGAAUAGAAAGAGCUUGAACCAUGCCAACAGCAAUAGCCCAUCCGCACCCAAGAGUGGACUGGACAAGAGCAGCCUUAACAGGACUACAAACCAAGUGGGAGGCCUUUCGGAUUCGGGGCGGAACUCGUUAACCAGCCUGCCCACCUACGGGACAGGCUACAGCCAGCACGUGGGCCCCAUGAGCGCCUCCACCAGCCACAUCAACCGCAUCGGCACCACCUAUGUGGAGAAGAACAUGGUGGGAUACAACGGGAUAUCUACCUCAGACAGCGGGCGGUCCUCGAGCAAGAGCACCUCCUCCUUCAGCAGACUGAACCAUCUCAACGAGACGAUGCCUUUCCACUCGCCUUCCACCGACGACAUCAUCCAAGACCUGGAAGACCGACUGUGGGAGAAGGAGCAGGAGGUCCUUCAGAUGCGAAGGAACUUGGACAAAAGCGAGGCGGCCAUCUUCCAAGUGUUCGAGGAGAAGCAGAAGAUCUGGGAGAGGGAAAUGGAGGACCUGAGGCAAAACUACGCCAACAAACUGCAGCAGGUCUCCAAAAAGGCGCAGCGGGCUCAGCAGGCCUUGCAGCUCCAAAUCUUCAAGCUCCAGCAGGAGAAAAAAAAACUCCAGGAUGAUAUGGGACAACUCCUCCAGCAACGAGAGGAGCUGGAGAAGAAAUUUGUGGCUUUCAAGAAGGAGCAGGCUGAAUUUCUCCCUAAGAUUGAAGAGACCAAGUGGGAGGUGUGCCAGAAAGCAGGUGAGAUCUCCCUGCUCAAGCAGCAGCUGAAGGACUCCCAAGCAGAUGUCUCCCAGAAGCUGAAUGAGAUCGUGGGACUACGGACGCAGCUGAAGGAAGGUAAGAACUUCCUGCGGGAGAAGGAGGAGCAGAUCCUCACCCUGAAGGACUCCUACAGCUCCAAGAGCGUCAACCUGGAGAUCUGUGAGAGUGAGCUACAGCGGAAGAUGAGCGAGGUCCAGGUGCUGAGGGAAAAACUGAACCACUGUGAGCUGGAGGUCUCCAGCCUGAAGCGGACACUUGCCAGCAUGGGACCUCCAGCACCUUUUGGUGGGGACCCUGGCGAGAAGCUGCGGGACCCACUGGCCUGUGAGAGCGACGAAGCCAAGAUGCAGCGGCAGAGCGAGGACAGCGUCAACGCGCUGCGGAAGGAGGUGGAGCGGCUGCAGGCCGAGCUGAAGCUGGAGCGGCAGCAGCGGGAGCAGCAGGUGAUGGACUUCGAGGAGGAGCGGCGCACGUGGCAGGAGGAGAAGGAGAAAGUCAUCAAGUACCAGAAACAGCUGCAACUCAACUACGUGGAGAUGUACCAGAAGAACCAGCUCCUGGAGCACAAAGUGAAUGAGAUGAACACGAAGGCGACCAGUCCCCCGCACACCGAGGAGAAAAAACCAUGGACUCCCUCCAGACUCGAGCGAAUAGAGUCCACCGAGAUCUGA
Messenger RNA from Indicator indicator, 1992 nucleotides. RefSeq names its product leucine zipper tumor suppressor family member 3 (gene LZTS3). Gene Ontology annotation, cellular component: dendritic spine. Bases 1 to 1992 code for a protein of 663 amino acids. The transcript is spliced from 3 exons. Gene Ontology annotation, biological process: regulation of dendritic spine morphogenesis. NCBI's taxonomy places the organism in Eukaryota, Metazoa, Chordata, Aves, Piciformes, Indicatoridae. The record is from RefSeq and is a predicted model, not a curated record.